Molecule: messenger RNA, 794 nt
Organism: Suncus etruscus (white-toothed pygmy shrew)
Lineage: Eukaryota; Metazoa; Chordata; Mammalia; Eulipotyphla; Soricidae
Gene: KANTR
Product: KANTR integral membrane protein
Exons: 1
Coding region: 276-506 (76 amino acids)
Source: RefSeq, a predicted model, not a curated record
AGGGUCUCCACUGCCUUAGGUCACACGUGGACACCUCCAGAAAAGAAGGAAACAAUAUUUCUUCACCUACCUGUAAUUCUGCUGUUUUUUUGCUCAUUUGUUUUUGCACAAAAAUACUAUUUCAGUUCCUCUGGUAGUUAGAGAACUAUUGAAGAUUUCUUUUUUCUUCUUGAGCUACAUCUUUUUAGCAAGUGGGCUAUUUAUUUGGUCUGUAGUCUCAAAUUAAUUAGCAUAAUUUUUUCUUUUUUGUUAUUUCCUGUAUAUAUUUUGCAGUUAUGUCUCCUUUUUCAUUGCUAAUAUUGGUUAUCUGUGCCUUUUCAUUGUUUUUCUUGAUCAAUCUCACCAGAGGCUUAUCUAUUUUAUUAGUUUUCUCAAAGAACCAACUUUUGGCCUUGUUGCUUCUCUCUAUUUUGUCUUUGUUCUCAAUUUCUUUUAUUUCUGCCCUUAUCUUUUUUGAUCUCCUUCCUUCCACAUUUUUUGGAUUUAUUCUUUUGCUCUUUUUCUGAUUUCAGAAAUUGGACACUAUGUUUAUCACUUUUUAACCCUUCUUAUUUUUCAAUUUGUGCAUUUUAUUUAAGAAUAUGAGUUCACCAUUAAAUACUGCUUUUCUAUAAAUUCUGGUAUCAUAUUCUAUUAUUGUUUAUUACAAGUUCUUCAUGAUUUCCAUCAUAGUUUCUUCUUUAACCUUAGAAUUAUAUAGAAGCAUGCUCAAAAAUUUUUCUAAAUGUUUGAAGAUUUUUAAAUGUAUCUUGCUGUUAUCUUGAUAGCAUUAUGAUUAAAGGAUAUAGUGUGUU